Molecule: messenger RNA, 7517 nt
Organism: Lepidothrix coronata (blue-crowned manakin)
Lineage: Eukaryota; Metazoa; Chordata; Aves; Passeriformes; Pipridae
Gene: SPG11
Product: spastic paraplegia 11 (autosomal recessive)
Exons: 40
Coding region: 40-7308 (2422 amino acids)
Biological process (GO): chemical synaptic transmission; axo-dendritic transport; synaptic vesicle transport
Cellular component (GO): cytoplasm; synapse; dendrite
Source: RefSeq, a predicted model, not a curated record
AUGGCGGCGGGCGGGGGUUGACGGAGGAGAAGGAGGAGGAUGAUGGAGGAGGCGGCGAUGGCCCUGCGGGAGCUCCGUGUGCUCCUGGUGCCCCGCUCCCUGGAGCCGCGGGGAGCUCCACGGGACGCAGCCCGGGUGCGGCUGAGCAGGGCCCAGGACGCUCUGGGCACGCUCCUGGCCACCGGCGGCAUCUCCGUGGAGCCGCUGGCGGCGGGCGGCGCCGGGCGGGCCCUGGGCACGGCCCUGCCGGGGGACUGGGCUGACUUCAUGUGGGAGAACACAGAAGAUGAUGGUUUGCAAGAAAACAAGUCAAAACUCCUGGCUCUUGGACAAAGUCAUGGACUGUUUGUCUAUGAACUCUCUGUAGAAGAUGGAAAGUCCAGCCUAACCUCCCUGCACAGUUGUAAGGAAGAGACACUUAAAAAGCUCCUUGAAGUUAAAAACAUUAGUCUACCUUCAGUUUUCUCUGUGAAGAUUCUGUCUUUCGGAAACAACAAGUGCAAACUUCUGCUCAACCAGUUCAUCCUUGUGCAUCUGACCUUUCCUGGGGAAGACUCACCCUCAGAGACCUGUGACUGCUUCACCCUGGAUUUGCCUCCAGAGGUUUUGGGGAGAAUAACAGAUUCCUGCUUCUGCAGAGGGAUCCUGUUCCUGUUGGACAGUGCUGGCUGGAUUUACAUAUUUGACUCUUUUGAUGGUGCCAGCCUAGGCAGGAUCAGUGUAGCCCUGUACCAGGGAGGGGGGCAGGCUGGGGGCAGGAGCCCAGCCCUGCCAUCCCCACUCAGUGCCCUGAGGGUGUCCCAGGAUCUCAGCGUGGCCGUGGUGCUCAGUGCUGCCCACUGUGCCCUCUCCGUGGAGCUCAACAGCUACUUCAGGCAGUUCCCUGAGCAUUUGCUCUGUAAGAGAGAUCCUGAAAGUCUUUGCAUGGAGCCUCCUGAAGGAGUGGAUGAGGAUGACCUUGCCAGUUCUGAGCACAGCAUGGAGCUCCUGCCCUCACCCUUCCGCACAGACAGGUCCUGGAAGGCACACUUGUCCUCACUGUGGGACAGAGUAAGAAGAAGAAGACCAGGUUCUCCAGAUCUGGGGAAUGACUUGAAUUUACCUUGGUAUCAGUUUUUUACCCACCUUGAAGAUCAUGAUCCUGACAUUUAUGAGGAUCCAGAGAAGAUGGUGGCCUUUGUUCCACGGGCUGUUACCUGGGCAGCUUCCAGAGCCCUCCAGAGCCACGGCACAGACCUCAGGGCUGCGGGACAGCAGUGGACACAGAUCCCUGGGGCAGCACCACAAGAAGUGGUGAAACUGGAGUGCAAACUGGUCACUGGAGCUACAGCUGUGUUUGUGGUGGUGACAAAGGACAUGGGGUUGUCUCUUGCUCUCUGGGAUUUUGAGUCCCAAGACGUGACGUGUUCCCACUUCGGCACAAACAGUGUUUACGUGGAGUGCAGUGCAGAGGUGCCACUGUGCCUGCUGCUCACAGAGCGUGGUCUGUCCUUAGUUCUGUUUGGUGUGACCCAAGAGGAGUUUUUGAACAGGCUGAUGAUGUUUGGCAGUGCUGGAGUCGUGGAUUCCGUUUGUCACCUCAAUGGAUGGGAGCGAUGUUCCAUUCCCAUCCAUGCCCUGGAGGCAGGUUUGGAAAAUCGCCAGCUGGACACAGUGGACUUAUUUUUAAAAAGCAAAGAAAGUGUUUUCAGCCUCUCUGCUCCCUGCUCUGGGCCUGGGCAGUGCAGUGAUGGUGCGUCCCAGACCUACCUGAGAAAUUUGGAAGAACUCAGGCCAGCUUUAAACUUGCUUUGCUCAGCAAUCCAAGAGAAUGAUAUGGAGCCUCACAGCAAACACUUCUCUGAGCAGCUCCUGAACCUCACCCUGACUUUCCUUACCAGGCAACUGGAAGAAAUCUUUGUGCACACAGAGGAACCCGAUGAGUUCCUGCAGAAGGCUGCAGAUAUUCUGACUGAUUACAUUAUUCAACUGAGGAAAUUCCUGAGAAAAUAUCCUCGCCCGCAAAUCAAUCCAGUGCACACAGGAGAUGAUCUGGAUGAAGACCUGCCUGAGAUAGAAGAAAGCCAUGUGUGGGAAAAACUGACACCAGAGGAGGUCAUUGCUGAGGCCAUCUUAAGCAACAAAAUGCCAGAGGCCCAGAUCUUCUUCCGAAUGCAUCAACAUCCUGCUGAGAACCUGCAGGAAUUUCUUCAGGCAGGUUUGAGUCUGGUCUAUGACCGUCUGCUGAAGGACAACACCAGAGAGGCCUCAGAGCUGCUCAGAAAUAUGGGCUUCGAUGUGAAGCAGGAAUUGCACAAGAUCUGUUUCUACACAGAGGACAGACACGUCAGAGAUCUGCUGGUGAAAGUUUUACGGGAAGAAAAUUAUUUUUCUGAAAAAGAGAAGAAAAUGAUAGACUUUGUGCAUCAGGUUGAAAGCUUUUACUCGGAAUCCUUCCAGGAAAAUAAAGAGAUUCAGUCUCUUGCCAGGUUCAGUGACUGGAGGAAGGACCAGGACCUCUGCAGACACACAGCAGUGCUGGACUCGGUGCUGGGCUGGGACAGACACAGGGCCCCCAGCAGGAGACUCCGGGUCAUGUUGGACUGGGCUCAGUGGUGGGAUGAGCCCAUGCAGGAGAUGAUUCUUCUCCCCAGGAAACCACGCCAAGAGCUCAAGACAUGCAGUCCUGAGGUGCUUUGGAUGCACUUGACAGCCCAGCACGAUUGGCUGAGUGUUUGUUCUUGGAUUGAGGAGUCAGAGCCUGGCCAGGCUCCGUGUGGAGCAGCUGCCUGGCCCCCUCUGACUGCAGACAUGGUUGACCAGAACACUCUGUGCAGCAGCUACAUGAGACAUGAGAUCCUCAACAAGCUGGCCAGAAAUGGAAUUUUUGUCCGUUCUGAGCUGGAGGAUUUUGAGCUCCUGCUCCAAAGACUGUCCUGCCUUGGGGGAGUCCUGCAAAAUCCUCACCCUGUCCCAGAAUACAGCUCUGCUGGUGGCUUGGACUUCCAUGCUCAGUUUGUCCUCCACUGCUUACAGCACAAUUUGCAGUACCUGUUAUACACCUACCUGGACUAUUACAGCUUAACCCCUUCAAAUUGCCCUAUUUUGGAUAACAAGGAGCUGCACGAAGCACAUCCCUGGUUUGAGUUCCUGGUGCAGUGCCGAGGGGUUGCCAGUAAUCCCCGAGAUCCAAGGAUGAUUUUCCAGGCGAGUCUGGCAAACGCUCAGAUCCUGAUUCCCAGCAACCAGGCCAGUGUGAGCAGCAUCCUGCUGGAGGGCAGGACCCUGCUGGCCCUGGCCACCACCAUGUACUGCCCUGGGGGCAUUGACCAGGUUCUUCAGAAUGAAGAUACAGAAAAACCCCUAAAGAAAGUUGAUCCACAGCUCUUAAAAAUGGCCUUGACCCCUUACCCCAAACUCAAGGCUGCUCUCUUUCCCUCCUGUACUGCUCAUGGAAUUUUGCCACCUGACAUCUCUCUCUACCACCUUCUUCAGUCAUUAGUUCCCUUUGAUCCCUUGAAAUUAUUUGGCUGGCAGUCCACAAACACUCUUGCUGCAUCAGAUGCCCCCAGUGAGCUGCCCCACUUCUCUGACCCCGCGCUGGUGCGCAGGCACGCGGUGCUGGAGAGCCUGGACUUCCUCUGGUACCUGCACCACGGGCGGCCCUCCUUCGCCUUCGGGACGUUCCUGGCGCAGCAGCUGGUGAAGAGCAAAACCCCCAAACAGCUGAUCCAGCAGGCAGGGAAGGAGGCCCAUGUUUUAGCCCUGUCCUCCUUUGGAGCCCCUGCAGUCGGAGCAGCCUGUGUGUGUUUUCUGGAGCUGCUGGGCCUCGACAGCCUCAAGCUCAGGGUGGACCUUAAAGUUGCAAACAUGAUUUUCAGCUACAGAACUAGAAAUGAGGAAUCUCAUCACAGUCAGAUCAGAGACUCUUUGGUUGAAAAGUUAACAAAAUUGGCUGAUGGUGAAAAAGCAGCAGCAGCAGCAGUUCUUCCCUCCUUGGAAGAAGCCUUCUGGGAUGCAGUUGAGCAUCAGGGAAUAAAGAGGACAUGCAGUGAGUCCAGGAGGCAGUGGGCCCUGGUGAUGCAGUUCUGCAAACUGCACAGCCUCGGGCUGAGCACGUCCUACCUGCGGGAGUGCGCCCGGGCCAGCGACUGGCUGCAGUUCCUGCUGCAGAGCCACCUGCACGGCCACCAGCCUGGGGAGGUCAUUUCCAUCCUUCAGGAUUUCCCUCCCCCCUUACAAGAUCACCUGGUGCUGGCCCUGGGGAAGUUCCUGUGUCCUGAGGGCAGAGCUGUGGCCCCAGGCAGAGCUGCAGAGAGUCUGUUCCAGGUGCUGCUGCAGUGCCAGGGGAGCCCCAGCCCCUGCCAGCACCUCCUGGCUGCAGGGCUGAGGGCACAGGCCCCUGUGCUCAGUGUGCUGGCUGCCUGUGUCCCUGAUGCAGACAUCAUUCCCUGCCUCUGUGUUUGGAUCAUCACCUCUGUGGAUGUUGCCACCAGAGCUGAGGCAACAAAGCACAUCCAGAGCUCAGCAGAAAACCACCAGUGGGACCUGCAGGACCUCUCAGUUAUCUGGAAAGUCUUCUUAAGGAAGCAGAAAAGUAAAACACUUCUAAAUGGCUUCCAGCUGUUUUUGAAGGAUUCCCCUUUACUGCACAUCCUGGAGAUGUAUGAACUGUGUAUGAACUGGAAAAAGUACAAUGAAGCUAAAACCAAACUGGACAAGUUUCAGGAAAGUCUCUCAAAGCUCAAAACAGAAGAACCAGCAGCCCCCCAGUUCCCUGUGCCAUGGCUGGAGUCACAGGCACUGUUCCUUCUGGAGCUGAUGAUGCAGCAGUGCAGGACGGACCAUGAGCUGGGAAAGCUCCUGCAGCUCUUUGCUGCGGCAGAAAAUCUCCUCCUGGAUGGCCCUUACGUGAAGAAACUCUGUGCCCUCAGUGAGAGCCUGAAGGAUUCCUCCAUAUCCAUGAACCGCUCCAUCCUGGCGAGCUGCAGCCUGGAGACAUUCCAGAGGGAGUGCAGGGCCAUCCUGGAGCAGCUGCAGGAGAAGGGGAUGUUCUGCCUGGCCCGGGAGGUCGCGGCGCUGGCCGAGCUGCCGGUGGACAGCGUGGUCACACAGGAGGUUCUGAGAGAUCUGCAUCAUUUAAGAGAGGUUGGACAGUGGCAUCAAACCCAGACCAGAGCUGAGUUCUGGAAGAAGUGCAACGACACCUUCCUGAAACAUUCCAUCUCCAGCCAAGCCGCAGCCGGUUUUUUCCUCGAUCAGGCAAACUCGGUGUUGGAAUCCUCAGGGGAGGAGGGGGUACCCAGCAUUAUGGAGAGACACCUGCUGCUCACCCUGGCUGGCCACUGGCUGACCAAGGAUGCCUCGGUGUCCCUGCAGCAGCUGGAAGAAGUGGAGAAGCAGAUGUGGAUCUGUCGGAUCGCACGGGAAAUGUCCCAGGCCCAGGGCUUGGAGCAGUCCCCGUGUCCCUCUCCUGCCGUGGCCAGCAGGGACCUGUCCUUUGACAGCCUGGCCAGGGAGUUCUCCUUCUCCAGGCUGCCCGCUCUGAACUCUCCCCAGUCCCUGGAGCUGGGGGCGGUGGCUCUGGAGCCCCGGCAGGCCCCGGCUGGCGCGGAGGAGGCGGCGCUGUGGGGGCUGGUGGGGGCCCUGCUGGACGAGGGCAGCGUGCACGAGGCCAGCAGGGUCUGCAGGUACUUCCAGUGCUGCCACAGGGACCUGGCCCUGGUGCUGCACUGCAGGGCCCUGGCCUCGGGGCAGGCUGGGCUGGACGAGCUGCACCCCGACAUUCAGGCUCUGCUGGCGGAGCACAGACACAGCCCGAGCGCGGCCGAGGCACCCCGGGAGGGCAGAGCCCCAGGCUCCUCCAGCUUAGAAGACUGGACACACCUGGUGGCUGCCUGUCCAGCAGAUGAGGUGGUGGCCAGUCUGAAGGCUCUCACAGAGGAGUGUGUGCACGGCAGGAACUACUGCAGGCAGGUCCUGUGCCUGUAUGAGCUCUCCAAGGAACUGAGCUGCUCCUUCAGCGAGAUGUCGGCGCAGGCCCCCGAGCAGGUGCUGCGGGCCAUCCUGGCGGGGCGCGGGCCGGAGCGGGGCCGCAGGGCACAGGCCUUCAUCGCCUGCCAGGGGCUGCAGCCCGGGGCUGUGGCACAGCUGCUGGCAGAGCAGAUCACCCAGGAGCUGCUGGCACCCGCAGAGGGCAAAGGACAGAAGCAGGUUCUGAACCCUGCAGUGGAGAGCCAGGCAUUCCUGGAGCUUGCCAAGCUGUGCCAGGAUCACACCUUGGUUGGCAUGAAGUUACUGGAUAAAAUUGCCUCUGUCCCACGUGGGGAACUGUCAUGCAUUACAGAAUUGCUGAUCCUGGCCCACAAAUGCUUCAGUCUGACUUGUCACAUGGAAGGGAUCACCCGAGUCCUGCAGGCAGCACGGCUCCUCACCGACCAGCACCUGGCUCCUAAGGAGGAGUAUGGACUGGUGGUGCGGCUGCUGACGGGCAUCGGCCGGUACACGGAGAUGAGCUACAUCUUCGAGCUGCUGCACCACAGGCAGCACUUCGAGGUGCUCAUGAGGAAGAAACUGGACCCGAGUGGGACGCUGAAGACGGCGCUGCUCGAGUACAUCAAGCGCUGCCGGCCCGGGGACAGCGAGAAGCACAACAUGAUCGCGCUGUGCUUCAGCAUGUGCAGGGAGAUCGGGGAGAACCACGAGGCCGCCGCCCGCACCCAGCUCAAACUCAUCGAGUCCCGGCCCUGGGAGGAGUCUCUCCAGGAUGUUGCAAAUUUAAAGAAGCUGCUGCUGAAAGCUCUGACUCUCUUCAUUGAUGCAGCAGAAAGUUACUCCAAGGACUCGUGUGUGCGGCAGUCCCUGCGCUGCCGCCGCCUCACCAGGCUCAUCACGCUGCAGCUGCACUUCCUGGGCUCGGGGCAGAGCACCAGGAUCAUCAACCUGGGCAGGCAGGACCUGAUGGACACCAUCCUGGCCCUGCCCAGGUUCUACCAGGCAGCCAUCGUGGCCGAGGCCUACGAGUUCCUCCCAGACUGGGCUGAGGUUCUGCACCGGCAGGUGAUCACCAAGGGAGACUUCACCUACCUGGAGGAGUUCAAGCAGCAGAGGCCACUGAGGCCCAGCCUGUUCGAGGAGGUGGCCAAGAAGGUCCAACAACACCCCCCUGCUGAUGCUGCUCUGAAGAACCUGAAGCGGUUCCUCGCCCACUGUGAGGACAUUUACACCUACUACAGGCUGGCCUAUGACCACAAGUUCUAUGAUGUGGUGAAUUCCCUGCUGAAGGACCCUCAGACAGGCUGCUGCCUCAAUGACCUGUUAUCCAACUGAAUUCCAGCCCUGGAGCACAGCCCAGCUGCAACACUUCCUGCAGGGUCAGUGCUGAUCACAGAUGUUAUCAGUGACCUGCUCCCAGGGCUCUGCUGCUGAGAGAAAGUUACUCCAGAAAUCUGGUGGUGGUUGUAAAUAUUUUAAAUGCUGAGACUGUGUUAACCUAAAAUUGUAUUUGUAUAAUAAUAAAUCUUAUUGUUUAUAAAUGA